Messenger RNA from Clupea harengus (Atlantic herring), 6185 nucleotides. Its product is annotated as interferon-induced very large GTPase 1-like. The record is from RefSeq and is a predicted model, not a curated record. Bases 15 to 6185 code for a protein of 2056 amino acids. Gene Ontology annotation, molecular function: GTP binding; protein binding; zinc ion binding. The transcript is spliced from 6 exons. NCBI's taxonomy places the organism in Eukaryota, Metazoa, Chordata, Actinopteri, Clupeiformes, Clupeidae.
UGGUGUCUCCUGAGAUGGAGCAGACUCCACACAGCUUCCUGGUCUUUUACCAGAGUGAAGGGACUGAGCCAAAGUCCAUCUCUACUGGGUCAUGCAGCACAGUCAUCACAGGCCUGAAACCAGCAACUGACUACACUGUUAAAAUCUACACUGAGCUCCAACAUGGAGGAAAGAGCCAGCCUGCUUCUGUUCAGAUGAAGACAGGAGUGUGCCUCUCUGAUGUGCUGUCUGCAUUACACCUGGAGGACAACUUCAGACAGAAGCUCACACUCAGCUCAGUCCUGGAGAUCAACAGGUACACAGUGUCUGACAAGCCAGCACACAGUCUGAAGCAGCUACCAUGGACCUUCUUAAGGAAACUGAUGAUGUCUAAUUUAAAUGCAAGAAAUAUCAAAUGUGCACAAGACCAGUCAAUGUAUAAUUGUAGUCUCACUGAUGCCAAUGAUGAUUCUGAUGCCAUUAAUCCUCUAGAUUUGAUCACUGCUCUUUUCCACUGCUCAGAUCCUUUCCUCCAGCAGGAAAUGGUCUCCAAAAUGUCCAUGUGUCAGUUUGCUGUUCCUUUGCUGCUGCCAAACUGUGACACACAGCAGAGCACUCUGAUGCUGUGGGCCAUGAGAGACCUGGUUAAAAAGUUCAGACCUCUAGCAGGUGACACGACAUUUGUAGAGGGCAUCGUAGAAAUGGACAUCCCCAUGGUGUCUUUUGUUAGACUAGGAGAGAGCAGUCUGUCCAAAUCUCAAACUCUGAACAAGUUGCUCAGUAAUCCUCAUCAGCACAACGACACAUUUGUUCACCGUGACAUGGAGUGUGGUGAUGUGCCCAGGACAAUCUCAGAUGGUUUGGUUGAAGUCAGCUGGUAUCUACCCUGUGGGAAAACAAACAAUGACAUGUUCACACAGCCAGUGGCCAUAGCCAAUCUGAGAGGAGAUGGCAGGUUGUUUAAGACCCAGAUGUCCUUCCUGUAUGAGACCUCAGCUGCAGUUUUCAUCUUCAGUGAUGACCUAGAGGGAGACCUCAGCACUCUGAACAACAGGGAGAGCAGAGCUGAGCUGUUCCUUUUCACCAACUCUCAGAGUAAGACCUUCAACAUGGAGACACUCAGGGAUACAUGCAUGAAGCACAAGGUGAAAGAGACCAAUGUGAUCAUCAAGAAAAAGCAGAAUGAUGCAAACUUUGUGGAAGCCCUGCGUUUCAGAGUGAGUGGAGCCAUUAGUGAUAAUCCACAUACAAUGAAAGUGGAAGGGAUGGCUGCUGUUGCUCGACGUGUUGGUAUUCUUGUUGAUGAAGACGGGGAGAAUUGUGAGAAUGGCAGACGUCAUGCUACAAGCAUCACUGAAAAUAUUAAAGAUAUCGUGGAGUUCAAGAAGGACCAGCUACCUUUGCAUGGAAACAUCUGGAAAGAAAUCAGUUUGUUAGAGAAAGAGAUGUGUAGACUGAGAAAGGCUGACAGAAACCAGAGCAUAGAGUUCCACAAGAGUUCACUGAGUGUACAAUACAAGGGGCUGAGAGAACAGCAGAAUCGGUUGCAUAUGUCAGACGCCAUGGAGAAAUUCACUGCUGGAAUCUCACUGUCAGGAACACAGCGUCUCUACUUCCUGAAGUGGCUGAAGAUUCAGCUGGACACCCUCUCUAGACAUAACCUGUCCACACUGAGAGAUAAAUACAAAGACUGCUGUAGAAACACACCACAGAAUAAGGAGCUGAUUGCAAACUUAGAUGAGCAAAUCUCCAACUGCUCGUUGGGUCCUGAGCACUUCUUCCGUGAGCUGGGCCAGAUUUAUGAGUGUGCUUGUUCCCUUCCAGAAGACAACUCAGCCCCCAAAAAAGUCCAGUACCUACCUGCUCUGUGUGCUCAGAUGCUGCUGAAUGGGUUUCCAGUUGAGCUGGUCGAUGGAGACGCAUCAAACAUCCCAAUGAAGUGGAUAAAAGAGGUUCUGACUCAGCUACACCAGCUGGUGGACACCAAGAGUAAGAUCCGGGUGUUGACUGUGCUGGGAGUGCAAAGCACUGGGAAGUCCACCCUUCUCAACACCAUGUUUGGAGUGCAGUUUGCAGUCAGCAGUGGAAGAUGCACCAGAGGAGCCUUCAUGCUGCUGAUUAAAGUCUCUGAGGAACUCAGAUCUGAGCUCAAGUGUGACUUCAUCAUGAUCAUUGACACAGAGGGCUUAAAAUCACCUGAGCUGGCAGCAUUGGACACAAGCUACGAACACGACAACGAAUUAGCAACGCUGGUCAUAGGGCUCAGUGACAUCACCAUCAUGAAUAUUGCCAUGGAGAACAUCACAGAGAUGAAGGACAUUCUGCAGAUUGUGGUCCACGCCUUUCUCAGGAUGAAGGAGGUUGGGAAGAAGCCUAGAUGUCUGUUUGUGCAUCAGAACGUGUCAGACAUGUCUGCUCAUGACUGCAAUAUGAGAGACAGAAAGAAGCUGAUGGAGCAGCUGGAUGAGAUGACCCAAAUAGCAGCUAAAAUGGAGAAGAAAGAAGAAAAGUAUAAAAAUUUCACUGAUGUGAUGAAAUACAAUCCUGACAAAGACAGCUACUACAUCCCUGGACUUUGGCAUGGAACUCCCCCAAUGGCCCCAGUGAAUGCUGGCUACACUGAAGCUGUCUAUGAACUCAAGAAGAGUUUAAUUGGCUCCUUACAAACAUCUGAUAAUAUCAAGACUAAUGAUGUAACAGAGUUCCUCAGGUGGACUCAGGAUUUGUGGAAGGCUGUGAAAUUUGAGAACUUCAUCUUUAAUUUCAGGAACAGUUUGGUGGCAGAUGCGUACACAGAUUUAUGCACUCAGUACAACACUUGGGAGUGGUCUUUCCGAUCUGAGAUGAACAAGUGGCUUAUAACCAAGGAAACAAAGAUAUCCAAUUUUGGAGUGACUGAAAAGAAUGUCCAAAUGAAUCUCUUACGCACCAGGCUCAGAGAGUGGAAACAUGAGGCAUCAGAGAAGCUGCGUGAAGAAGAACAGACAAUCCUGUCCAACCUUGACACAUACUUUCAGAAGAAGGACAGCAAAGUGUGUUUAGUAGAGAAAUACAAACAGGACUUCCAAACAAAUCGCAUAAGCGUCAUGAAGAGAAACAAUACAGAUUACCAUGAGACGUACAUCAGAGACCUCCUCAAGGCCGUCGAUGACCAGAAAGAUCUUCAGAUUAGUGAUGAAUGUGAAACUUCUCUUAAGGUUCAUGUCUGUGGCUGUGCAGCGAUGCUCUUCCAGAAAUCACAUAAGGAAUUCAAUGACCGCAACGACCCACAGAAUCAUCUGCUGAAGUGUAAACCCAUAUUUCUGGAGAAAUUCAGAGAAUCGUUCAGUGAAAAAGAUCAGUGCCAGAAGAGAGCCAAACAAUUCACAGAGACCUGUGUGAAGCCAGCAGUUGAGGACUACGUGUCUAAACAUCUUGGGCAGGCAAUCGCAGAUCAUAUGAAGAUGGGAGAUGGGGGCGUGACCUACAGGGGAGUGACCUACAACACACGGACUAACCUUCUUCAUGACCUUUUUAAGCAGUUGUUCCAUGAUAACUCAUUUCAGAAGUACAAGGAGUACACAACAUCAUAUGAAACAUUUGUGAAAAACUGGAUAAAGGAACAAAUCAUUGAGGAAAUGUCAUCAGGUGAACAGAUGCAACAAUUAGAGAGAAAACUCCUUCCUGGGGUUGUAAAGAGAAUAACUGACAAGAUCACCAGCAUCUCCAAGAACAUGGACAUAGAGGAGUUCAUACGAAAGUUCUGCUCUGAGGAUCAGCUGGUCUUCCCAAGAGAUGCCUUAGACAGCUUUUUGAUUCUCCUCAAUGCCAAAACAGACCAGUUUGCCAUCAACCUCAAGGAGUUCAUUGAGGAAUUGGAAUCACAUUUAGCUCAGUGGUAUGCCAACAAAACAGGCAUCUCACACAUCACUGAAAGAAUUACACACCUGCCCUCUAAACCUCAUGAGCUGCUUUUCUCUGGACUGUGUGGGUGUGGGAAACAGUGUCCCUUCUGUGGGACACCAUGUGAAGCAGGAGGUCAGAUACAUGAAACACACUUCUCCAGCAUGCACCGAUCCGAAGCGUUUGCACAGUAUAGAUGGACUGCCUCCCAGAAGCUGGUAAUAGACAUUUGUACAACUUUAGUGAUCAGUGACAGUCGUUUUAAGAAUUCAAAAACGAGUGAUAAAUGGCAUCCAUAUAAGAGGUACAGGGAGAUCUACCCUGAGUGGGACAUUAGGGGAGACCCGAACACAGAGGCCUCAACCUACUGGAAAUACGUGAUGACGAAGUUCAACAAUGAGUUUGCAAAAGCUUACGAUGCCCUACCUGCAGAUAUCCCAGAGGCCUGGAAAACACUGACAGCAGAGGAUGCACUGAAAAGCUUGGAUAAGAUACAUAUAGUCGAGGUGCGGAUCGCCGAAUCCAGCACGGCAGAGGGUGGUCAAGAGGAAUUUGGUCCGGAAAUAGUUCUGAGACAUCCACAGGGUUCUGGGCUGAUUAAUAAGGAACUGGUAGCAUGGGCUGAAAAGAAGUAUAAACUCAGCAAACAAGAGGUACAGGUUAAGAAGAAAUAUAACAUCCCUGAGGCCCGUGGCUGGUGGCCAAAACGCAAAUUUCUGGCGGUGUAUGAGUCUUGGGGAAGGAUGGAGUGUCAGCACACCACUGAUUUGAUUCAACAGCUGAAACGAGAGGUUGCGGAACUGAAAAAGAAACUUGAGGCAUGUGAGUCCAGGGACGGACUGGCGUUUUCACCCCGAGGAUGGCUGGGUCCUCCAGGAGGGCGGGACCAACUUGGGGCGGUCGUAGGGAUGUACCCAAAUCCCUCAGCACCUCCCCCCAACUACGAACUGGGGAUGGCGUCCUCUGGUGGCCAUGGGGGGGAACCCACAAGCAUGGCGCUCCCUAGUGGCCAUGGGCGGGAUCCUCACACAAGCAUGUUUGCUUCCCCAGAUGACAGCUAUCCAGGAGACCACGUGCCUAUUGAAAGCACUCCAUACCCACUGCCAUACCUCUUUCAACAGCCCUACCGCCCUGCUCCCACUCCUCGACAACAACUUCAACAACAGGACCAGCACCCACCACAAAGCAACGAGGCCGCAGCUGUGCCUACAAGCCCCGACGCAGCCUCCCACACCGAGGAAGCAUCCACGUCUACAGGAGACUCCGUGGUGCGCGAUGAUAGGGACAUGAGCCUCACACGUGGUGCGGAUGGAGCUCACGGUGCCGCCUCUCGCAGGCAAGCAGCAAAAUUCGUGAUGUGUGAGGAGAGGGUUGAGGAUGCUGAUGAAGAGAUCAAAAAGCUAAGACCAGUCAAACGCAUGGAGAAUGUAGAAGGGACCACCAUUAUGUAUGAACCUGCCUCCCCGAAUCAGAUUGAGAAAUGGAGCAAGGACAUGGAACACCCAAAGAGGGGCGGACUGAAGCCAUGGAUGACACUCAAGGAACUGAAGGUGCUCUAUGACUUACAUCCUUAUGAUGCCCUGGCUAUCCUUCACAAACACCUCAACAGCUGCGAGCGCACACUUAUGCGUGCAGCCGUGGAAGAGGCCCUGGGUGCUCAAAAACUGGGCCUCGAUGCAGGAUGGGCCAAGAUCAAGGAUUGGAUUGUUGCCAACGCAAAGUCUCAACUGAAUUGGGCAAAAGUCACUGCCUGCUUACAAAAGAAGGGAGAAACAUUGGACGAUUUCAACGAUCGAUUCCUGGAAUGCUACACACUACAUUCAGGACACGCAGCGAAGUUUGAUUUGGACACACUCCCCUCAUCAACCGACACACCUCUUAAGACCUUGUACCUGCAACAGAUCUUGCCUGAACUCCAAAAGGGUAUAAAGACCAGAAUGACUUUAUGGGAAGAUGACAACAAGCAACUUCAAGAAGUCAUGAACGUUGGCUACCAAGUGGAAAGAGAUGAACAGAUCAAAAUCAGAGCCCUCACGCAACAGAACGGGGAGAAGAAACCCGCUCCGGAUAAAAAGAACACUGCUUGUCACAACUGUGGAAAGAAAGGUCACUGGCGCAGAGAAUGCAAAGAACCAAAACGCCCUUACCGUCCACAUAGCAGUUCGAGUGAAAACGACGCAUCGAACUACGCAAGGAACUACAAGGAUGACCGUCAACACAACGAUCCAAGGGACGACCGUGAGGAGGGCCGGAAACAAUGGAUCAGGAAACUUCAAGCAAUGAGCCUGCAGGAGCUCGAUCGACUGGGCCAACCAGAUGAUUGA